Messenger RNA from Nematostella vectensis (starlet sea anemone), 3933 nucleotides. Its product is annotated as protein dispatched homolog 3. The transcript has 8 exons. Lineage: Eukaryota; Metazoa; Cnidaria; Anthozoa; Actiniaria; Edwardsiidae. Gene Ontology annotation, cellular component: membrane. The coding region runs from base 156 to 3257 and encodes 1033 amino acids. The record is from RefSeq and is a predicted model, not a curated record.
GAAUAAAGAAAUAGAACCGGCGAAAUAAAAGCUGGGAGAAAAACAGGGCCGGAGAAACCGGAGUCUGGGUUUUUUGCCUAUAACUCUGAAAAUGACGGCCUACAUAUUCAGACUUCUAGUACAAAGGCCUAAAUUGUGCUUCGGUAUGAAGAAUUAUGGUGAAGAAUUUCAUUUUGUUAUUUUCUGCUGCAUGUGACUUUUCAAUGACAGUUGUAUAUUCAUGUUGUUUUGUGUUCAAAGGUUUUCUCUUGGGAGCCCAUCUUGUACUUAUAAUCACUACUGCUGCACUCUAUUUCUCUGGAUAUGAUAUUCUUCCGGCGGAUUUUACUCAGGUGCCGUUGAAUUUAGAGACGGACGAGCGAAAAUUGCGGGCAGAUGCUUGGAAAUUCGCAAGGCAAGAUUCCCUUGUUACGCUAAAUCCCAUCAUAGUUGGUGAUCAAAGCGAAAGGAGUGUACGUCGGGAUGCACUUGAAAUCGUCUACGAGACUAGAGACGGGAAUGUCUUCAGCAGGAGGAAUCUUAAAGUCAUCGAGAAAACAGAAAAGGAGAUUUUCAACAACAAAAUAUACAGGGACCACCUUUGUCUACUGGCGGGAAAAACGAAAUGUCAAGCUCCAUUGUCAAUAAUAAGAUUUUUUGACGGGAGUUUGAAAUCAAUUCAUCCGGAUUUGUAUGAUCCGGAGUUUCGAAGAAUUCCUAAGGUGCUCGCAAGGGCAAGUAGAAUCAAUUUCACUCGAGCUAUGCUGACAUUCCACCUCGCAAAAGACGCAGUCAUAAGUUUAAAACAAAACAAAGCGUCAUCUCACUAUACUCGCUCGCUGUUCUACAUCGGUGCUCCACUGAAGGGAUUUUUAAACGCAGAGGAUCGCCCGGAUGAACAGUGGGAAAAAAACCAAGAAUACGCAAAAUCGGCUUUCGCAGACCAACUAGAGAAGAAGUACAAAGAUGGGCUGGGAUCUAUGAGAAUGUACUACUUUUUAAUAGCGCUAUUUUUUAAUUCAAUUUCACAACAAGUUAUUUACGACCUCCUUCUUGCAGGCGCAAGUUUCACUUUCAUCUUUCUGUUCAUGCUUUUUCAAACUCAAUCUAUAUGGAUCACAAGCUGGGCUGUAUUUAGCAUUUUAAGCUGCUUUUUUGGCGCGAAUUUCGUGUACAGAAUGAUUCUCGACUGUCGGUAUAUAGGGAUUUUCCAUGUUUUGUCGGUGUUUAUAAUUCUAGGCAUAGGGGCGGACGAUGUGUUUGUAUUUCUCGAUACUUGGCGCGGGUCGGACCAGCGCGCUUUUCCUAACCUCGCAGCAAAACUCUCCUUCGUUUAUCGUCGUGCCGCUAGCGCUAUGUUUAUAACUUCUGUGACGACAAUGGUCGCGUUUACCACAAGCGUUUUCUCCCCGUUACUCGGCGUGUCUACCUUCGGGAUAUUUUCUGCUCUUCUGGUGUUUGUAAACUACUGUUCGGUCAUCACUUUUUUCCCUACUGUUGUCAUCACUUAUGAGCUGUACUGGAAAAACUGGAACUGGAAUUGUUUCUCUUCGCUUGGAUGGACGGAAGCGCAAACGAGGGAAAAUGAGUUUGUGGAAGAAAGAGAAGUGGAAAUGAGCUGGCAGGAGAAAUUUCAGCAACCGCAUAAGUUAAUCGUGCGAUUUUUCGGGGGGUUAUUCUACACCAAAGUUAUUGGACAUAAAAUCUUCCGAUGGGUGAUAAUUGGGUUUUUCGCCGGUGUUAUAUCUGUAUCCGUCUUCUUUGCAGUGCAGCUACAGCCGGACGAGGAACAGGUCGCGGUAUGGGGCAAGGGGACUAAUUGGUACAGCAUCAAGCAGCUUCGAAAACUCGCGUUUCGCCCGAGUCAAGAGGACAAAGUGGUCAUCGUGAAUCUCAUCUGGGGACUGCAGCCGCAAGACCGUCGCUCGUGUCACUUUACCGACUACAAGUGUAAGGGGAAAACAGUGUUUGAUCACAGCUUCGAUAUGAACCCUCCGCCUUGCCAGAUGGCUAUGCUGGAAUUUUGUCACGAAUUGAAGACCCUCCCACAGAGCGUGGUCGAUAAGCUGAGAAUUCGUCGAAGUGCUGUGACGGGAGAAAUAGAAGUUCAUUGCUUUGUGGACAAAAUGAAUAAAUAUCUCAAGAAAGAACAGAAGAAGCCGAUGUACCCAAAUAACACAGUACUAACCCUGCCGACCAACGGGGCUAAGGCGCAGAUACUAAUGCGUCACAAUGGAAACAUUUUCAAUGUGUCACAGCUGACGGAUUCCUACUACAGAUACUAUGAGGCUUUAAUGGCAUUCUGGUUGACUCAGGAUAACACCUCUUACUCUAACCCGGACUAUAUCACGUACGGCAAGCUGAUUGGUGGACAGCUCGACGAGACCGAGACAUCUAAUACGCCGAACUUCCAGGGUAACAGGUACGGCAAUCGACUACUCUUCGCGUCUAUUGAGAUCAACACGACCAUCGUACCUACUCGCAUGGGCCACGUGGAGGGCCUGGAGGUGUACGACCACUGGGAGGCCUUUAUGCAGGAGAAGAUGAAGAAAAUGCCGCCAUCUUGCCGUAAUGGAUUCCAAGCCACACCCACGGCGCAUAACGCCUGGCACUGGCUUAAGGUCCAGGAGGUCCUCGCGAGCACGGCUGUCCGUGGAAUACUUAUGAGCCUUGGACUAGCCAUCGGUCUUUUAACUCUAAUGACCACGAAUUGGAUCGUGGGUCUCAUGGCGGGUGCUACCAUUGCUUGCAUCACCGUCGGCGUCGUCGGCUUCAUCCCAUUGGUCGGCUGGAAGCUCGGAGUCCUCGAGUCCCUAAAUCUAACGCUCGUGGUCGGGCUUGCUGUAGAUUACGUGGUCCAUCUGGCGGACGGCUACGUGCGAUCCCAUAACCACUUUCGCGGUGACAAGACUCGUGACGCGCUAGGGAGUGUGGGUAUUUCGGUUCUGUCAGGCGCUUGCACUACCCUCGGCGCCUCAGUCUUUAUGCUCGCGGCAAAAAUAGUCUUCUUUUUUCAAUUCGGGAUUUUUAUGUUUUGUACAAUAGGCCUCUCUAUAUCCUAUGCUCUAUUGUUCUUCACGACCCUUUUAGCGUUGGUUGGACCCAAUGGUAACACGGGCUCUAUGCUGCCCUUAUGGCGUUACUUCCGAGAUAUGUUCGCUGGGACUCAGGAAGAGACAGAACCUGAAGUGCUUUGUGAGCGGUGUCGCAGCCGCGUGCCUUACAAAUCUCCAGAGAAACUUAUGUAUGGAACAGCCACCUAUACAUCAGCAGUAUAGCGAAUCAAGACUGUCUGGCAUUAUAGUGUAAUCAUUUUUUCAGUCUUGCAUGUAGGGCCCUUGGUUUCCAGAGAGCAACAAAGGGGGAGGGGGGUUCGAAGGGUGAAAUGGUUUGCACAAAGGUAUGAAUUUUUCAUUUUUUAUUUAUAUACAAAUGAGCGUUCAAAAUGACGAUUUUAUGUAGCGAAGCAGUAGAAUAAUGAUAGAUAUAAGAAGAAAAAAUGAAUAUAAAGAUAAUAAGAAAAAGGGAAAAUGGUACAAUUAUGUAAAAAUAUGUGGGUUUGAAAAGAGAAGUAACGCUGGCGUAACUUCUUGGUAAAGGGUAGACGCGUGUCGAAAAAGCUGGUCUUUAGGCAUGUGUGCACAUAAGAAUUGAUAAAAACAGCCACGAUAGCGGCGUUCAAUUUGGGAUUCCUGUGGUUCACCUAAAGGAACUGGGGAGAGUCCCUUACACCACAAGAUUCUCGAUUCGAGCACCUUUUACAAAAGCUGUGACAGAUGGCGAUUAAAUAGGAACAAUAAGUCGAAGACAUUUUAUUCGAAUUUUGAAAAAAAUGUUAUAAUAAUUAAGACAUGGUAUUUUAGAGAUCCGAGCAAUUCUUGGCCAAAAAUAUUGUUAUUGAUAUUAAUAUGCAUGAGAAAUGUUAGUAGAUAACAGAAUAAAUAUGCUUCUAUA